This is a messenger RNA of Dentiscutata erythropus, 855 nucleotides long. The record is from the annotation of a GenBank genome assembly. Lineage: Eukaryota; Fungi; Glomeromycota; Glomeromycetes; Diversisporales; Gigasporaceae.
AUGCCACAUCUAACAAAUUGUCAAAAAAGAUUUAAAAAGGCUUAUGAAGCCAAGGCACAUAAGUAUAGUGCUAGUGUUGACAAUUCUGAAACAGAAAGUUCUGAGGCUGAAAAUUCUGAAACAGAAAAUUCUGAAGAGUUUUCUUGUAAUGAAGCAGUUGAGAAUGAAAAUGCAGCAAGCAUUAUAGAGAGACUUCAUGUAGUAGCAAAAAAUUAUUAUGAUGAUGAUAGUGAUGAAACAAAUGAAUAUUAUCAGAAAUAUAAUUCUAACAAACCUCAUAAGCUAUUUUAUUUGGAAAAAUCAAUUCGCACUAAAAGAAGAAAAAGGCAGUUACAGUAUGAAGCAGCAAAAGGAACACCUAUGUUUAUUUGGUUUUACCUUCAACUUGUAAAACACAACUAUCAGAAAAUAGAAGCAAGUAAAGUAGUUGCUGAUGCAGCAAGAAAAAAAGUAUACCAUGCUAGAUGUAUUCAGCUUUCUCUGGAACGAAGAUAUUCUUCUUCAAGACUCAGAUUUGUACCAUCUCCAACUAUUUCUCUUAAUACUGCAAAAAAUUAUUUGAAAGAGCUUGGAUAUGUAUAUGAAAGAGUAAAAAAAGAUAUCUAUGUAUAUGGGCAUGAGAGAGAAGAUGUAGUAGCCUAUCGAAAAAUAUUUUUGGAUCGAAUGAAUGAAUUUGAACAAAGAAUGCCUAUGUUUUCAAGGGAUAAUAUGGAAAAGGAAACCUGGCCAGAUAAUAAUUAUUACAUUCCUGAAUUACGUGAGAAAGCUAAAGAUAUAAAACAAGUUCUAGAUAAUAGAGGAUUGUGGCCAGAAGAGAGAUUGAAGUUAAAAGAAGCACGAGAAUUAAUAAGUUAG